Messenger RNA from Ostrea edulis (European flat oyster), 1438 nucleotides. RefSeq lists its product as uncharacterized. The transcript has 7 exons. The coding region runs from base 19 to 804 and encodes 261 amino acids. NCBI's taxonomy places the organism in Eukaryota, Metazoa, Mollusca, Bivalvia, Ostreida, Ostreidae. The record is from RefSeq and is a predicted model, not a curated record.
UUGGCAUUGUGGGCAGAGAUGUUAAAACUGAAAUUUCCCUCUGCAGACCAGUUUCAUAGGAUUUGCAGUACAUAUGUUAUCCCAACCAUUGACAAAUUCUGGAGUGAUCAUCGUCAAGAGCUGUUGAAUGACUUCAAGGACAAAGAAGUUGUAGUUUUAGGUGAUGGCAGAAAUGAUUCACCAGGCCAUUGUGCACAGUAUUGUUCAUACACGUUAAUGGACAACGAGACCAAAAAAAUCCUGACCAUUGAAACCCUAGAUAAAAGGAUGACUGAUAGGAAGUCUGUCAACAUGGAAAAAGCAGGAUUUCAAAUCGCCCUCAACGACCUGUUAGAAAAAGAUAUAAAGGUGGUAGAGGUAGUGACUGAUGCACACCUGGGAAUUGGUUCAGUAAUGAAGAAAGAUUACCCAAAUAUACACCAUUCCCAUGAUAUAUGGCAUGUGGCAAAGAAUUUGGGGAAGAAGAUUUUGAAGGUGGCUCAGAAGAAGGGGAAUAACAUAUUAUUGGAUUGGUGUAAAGACAUCAUGAACCACUUUUGGUUUUCAUGUCGUCGUGCAGAGUCGUAUGAGGAAUUCAUGGGCAUAUGGCAAAGUGUAUUGCAGCACAUUACAGACACACAUGAGUGGAUUCUAUCUCAUGGGGGUGUUAACCACUGUCUUCAUGGAGAAUUAGGUGAAGAGGAAAGGACAAAACCAUGGUUGUCACCGACGAAGCAUGCCCAUGUCUUAAAAGACCUAGCAGCUGUGGUGUUAAACAAAAGACUUUUGAACAAUGUUGGAUACUAUUUGAGAUUCAGGUUUUAAGAUAAACCAAGGGUGUAAUGUCCUAAUAUCGGAAUGACCUGAUGACACGUCAUUACACCGACCCUUUAUAUCAGCUGUCUGGACCCCUCUACAAAUUGUCAAUGGAAAUCUCACUACCGUACACUAUCGAGACGAAAUUAUUCAUCGCCAUGUGAUACCCUUCAUACAGAGACAGCAAAAUCACAUCACUCUGCAGCAAGACAACGCAAGGCCACAUGUUGCACGUGUAGUCGGGGACUUUUUUGUUCAACAGAAUGUCUUGCCUUGGCCAGCUGUUUCCCCCGAUUUAUCACUGAUCGAGCAUGUCUGGGAUGAAAUGGAACGUCUACGCCUUUUACCAAAUCAGCCAGUGACAUUGGCUGAUUUAGGCCAGGCUUUAACCAAAAUCUGAAAUAACAUCCCUCAAGCAUUUCUGAACAUUUUCGUGGCAUCAAUGAGGUGCCGUUGUCAAGCAUGCGUGAAUGCAAAUGGUGGUCACAUGCGUUAUUAACUUUGUUAAUUCAAGUUCGAAUACCAGUGUCUUUCGAGUGUGCUGAAAUUGACGUUAUUCGACGUUAACAUUAAUGGAUUAUGAAAUGUUGUAACGAAUACAUUUGUUAACAGUAUUACAAGAAAUAAAAUUUGUUCAUUGUUA